Molecule: messenger RNA, 1166 nt
Organism: Prorocentrum cordatum
Lineage: Eukaryota; Dinophyceae; Prorocentrales; Prorocentraceae
Source: the annotation of a GenBank genome assembly
UCAUGUGCGGGUCCGCUCACCUCGCGGCCGCCGUCGCCGAGUGCGGGCUUGCUGCCGAGGGCUGGGACUACAUCGACGGGGCUGCGGCCGACCUCGAAGUCCCCGCAGUGAUCGAGGGCUUCCGACAGCGCAUCCGCCAGCGUCGACUGUGCGGCCUGCACUUCGGCCUGGACUGGAAGACGUGGUCGAGGGCCAGAAAUAAUGACGGCCUUGGGCCGCCUCCGCUGCGUAGUGACCAGCAUCUUUUUGGCCUGCCUGCUCUCGCCCCCGCCGAUCAGAGGAAGAUAGACAGCGCUAGUGUAAUUUUCAGAAACAUCCUAAGCCUGGUCGAGGAGGCGGUCGCCGCCAACCUUUUCGUGCUGAUUGAAAAUCCUGCCUCGUCCAGGCUCUGGAUGACGCCGCAAUUGCUUGAUCUUGCUAAUGCAUACAAGGCAAAGUUUCAUCGUGUGGAUUACUGCCAGUACAACGUGCUGUGGCGGAAAGCCACGAUCUUUCUGACCUUUAACUUGCCAGAAUUAGAUAAUGUUCUGCUCACAUGUUCGGGGACACAAGCUCGCUGUAAUGCCUCCGGGAAAAAACAUAUCACCCUGCGAGGUAAGGACUCCCAAGGUAAUUUCUGAACGUCCCGCGCCUGCCCGUAUCCGCCCGCCCUCUGCACUGUGCUGGCGAAAGCGAUCAGCCAGCGGGCCAAGGCACUUUUUGAGGGUGGGUAGGGGCUUCAGUUUGGAGGCAGCAGAGCUGCUAGCGUCUCGUGCCGCCUGCCGAGCAGGCGAUCCCGAUUCAGAGCUUUUGAAGUGGUCAUAAGCAGUUGGCCCCGGCAAAAUGUAAUGAGCAUCGUCGUCACUUUGGCAUGGGCAGUAAAGCGUGAAUCAUGUGUAGAGCUCGCUCUUGAAUGAUUAGCGGUACGUUGAAUGCCGACAGUUGCUUCCGUAUGCAGAUUUGCUCAAGUUUUUUAGCGGCCCUACCGUCCGUCCCCUUUCUCCUCCUUCCUCUUCAUCCCUCUAGGGGCUUCAGUUUGGAGGCAGCAGAGCUGCUAGCGUCUCGUGCCGCCUGCCGAGCAGGCGAUCCCGAUUCAGAGCUUUUGAAGUGGUCAUAAGCAGUUGGCCCCGGCAAAAUGUAAUGAGCAUCGUCGUCACUUUGGCAUGGGCAGCAAAGCGUGAAUCAUG